This is a messenger RNA of Drosophila hydei, 1219 nucleotides long. Its product is annotated as protein CDV3 homolog. Bases 245 to 1129 code for a protein of 294 amino acids. The transcript has a single exon. The record is from RefSeq and is a predicted model, not a curated record. Gene Ontology annotation, cellular component: cytoplasm. Lineage: Eukaryota; Metazoa; Arthropoda; Insecta; Diptera; Drosophilidae.
CAUGCUUUCUCAAUCAAAAAAUUUAUAUAUAUGUAUAAUUAUAUUUGUUGUAAAUGCUGCAUUACGUAAGACCCCUAGCAGUUGCUGUCAAAACUUAAACGGACCGCUUCAAUGUUGAAUGUAGCUAAAGUUAGCCCAGUUUCAUAAAAUUUUUGGUUUCUAAAAGCACAGAACGAAAUUCGUGAUUUUCAAAAACCAAUUUCAAAAAUAUAAAACAACACAAAAAAAUUCAUACGGAAACACUAUGUCCAGUUUAGAUGAUUUCUUUGCUAAAAAGGACCGUAAGAAGUCCGCAACAAAAACAAAUCUCUUGGCCGCCGAUGAGCUCUAUCGCACACUGGAGGAGACCACCAAGGCAUCCCAAGAGGUGGACAGCAGCGAGAAGCUGCAGCUGGAGGUAAUCAACAAUCAGCAUCCGCAGCACACAGCGCUCGAAUUUGGCAUACGCUUCUCCGACGAGACCAUCGAUGAGGAGGAUGAGUGGUGUGACUUCACUGAGGAGCACGAUCAGCCGUUUCCUAAUCUCAAACGCAACUCCAAGCUGGCAUUGAGCUCGACUGUUGUGGCCGCCGGCAGCAGCAUCGGCGAGGACGCGAAUCUGACUGUUGAAAAUUGCCCCUAUCAGGAUACGGGCGGCGAUGGCCUGGGCGUGGGCUCAGCAGCUGACGAGAUGGGCAAGCCAGCCUGUCCCUGGCUAAAGCUGGAGCACACGGAACUAACUAAUUUUAGUCCCAAGGCCAUGGUCGCGGCCCUGGAGCGUGAGCAGUCUCUGACACAGUCGUCCUCGCAACUGCAGUCUCGAUCACAAAGGCACUCGCAGUCGCAAUCACAGCCCCAGUCUCAGUCUCAGUUCCAGUCUCCGAUACAGUCGCAAUCAUCAUUACAGUUCCAGCCACAGUCCCAAGCAGCUUCACAGUCAACAUUCAAGACUCAGCAAAGUAUUGCGCUCAAGAAACAAGUCUAUGUGCCGCCAGCUCUGCGCCAGAGCCAAAGCGAGUUCAGUGUUCGUCCACGCAAGCAAGCGCCUCCAGUGGCCAUGAAGCUGGCCAAGGGCCAGGCGCCCGAUUUAAAUAAUGUCGAUUUCUUUCCAUCACUCUGUCAAUCACGCAUCUCGAAGCGUGCCAAGUAGUUUUCGCAUUUUUUUCUCCGUUUCUUCUAGUUAACACAUUUAAAUUUGCAACGAUUAAAGCUUGAGUCCCGAUUAAAAAGUAGAAAAAAA